CGAAAUUCGGAAUGGAGAUUUGACAGUAAGUUCGGGAGACUUCAAACAAUGCCACUGCAUUGCAUAGGAGAAAGAAGAAACACUUCUGAAGAUGAUGCUGACACAACAUGUUCAAUGUGGACUGAUAUACCAGAGUCAUUACUUCUUCAUAUAUUCUCAUAUCUAGAGGCAAACCAUUUGAUUUCUGUGUCUCAGACAUGCAAGAUAUGGUGUCGUGUAGCUUAUGAUGAGAGUCUGUGGAGGGCACUAUUAUGGAGAACCUGGGACAUAUAUGGAGUGACCCUUCCCCCAGGGAGGGACAGCUGGUACCUAGAGUACAGACGUCUUCACUACAACUGUCCUGUGAUACUAACCGAGGUCCUGAAGGAUCACAGUGAUGAAGUCCUCCAUGUCAGCUUCUCACACGGUGGCGACAUGUUCUCCACAACAUCCAAAGAUGCCUCCAUUAAAGUUUGGCAGGUAGGAUAUCCUACUAUUCUCAAGUACAGUAGGGAUUUCCGAGAACUGCUGGCUUGGGACUUUACACAGUUUUCAUGCUUCAACAAAAGUGACACGAUGCUUCUAGUCUCUAGUGUCAAAACCACAGACUUCUUGGAUAGAAGGGGAUUUGUGGCCAUUUUGUCUCUUGUGCAUAAUUUACAGAUUUUGAGAGUUGUUUCAAUGGAUCCAUCUCAGUUGUUUGGAGCAUGGUUAGAUGAUAAUACAUUCCUAGGGGGAUACUUAGAAAUAAGCCUAGAUAGAUUUGCAACAACUGUUCAGAUUGAAUCAUUUCAGGUUGAUAAAAAUGUACCAUUGCCAAAUGAUUCUCCUCCUGUAGUGGAGGAAGGUGUUGGACAGAAUUUAUUCACAUUCUCCAGUGAAACAGCAAGUCUCAUCAAAUUUUUGACUGUAGCUAAUAUUACAAACCAAACUGCAAUGGAAGCAGCAGCAUCUCAACCCAAAGAAAGUUGCAAGGAAAAAGACAUAUACACAGGAAAUGAGGAAUCCUUAGAUACUGAAAAUAUGUGUUGUAACUGUAACAAAAACCAGAAUAAUCAUAAUUUGGGAGCUUAUAAUAGUGAAGGCAAGUGUAUCUGUGAACGGACUUCUUGGGAGGGUUCGAGAAAUGCAAAGAGGUCUGAGUCGUGUGUAUUAUCCACCAAUUGUACUAAACUUGAGGGUAGUGGUUCAUUAUCCACGUGUACCAAAGUAGAGGAUAGCAAUUCAACACCAGCUGUUGAAGAAGAUUCAUCUGUUAAGAACUUGAUAUUUGUGACAGGAGAGUUUGCAGUUGCCCUCCAUCAAUUAGGUAUUAAGAAUGUCAGCACAGAUACAGCGUUAAAGCAGACAUCCUCUCAAAAUGAGAAAGAGUCAGAAGAGAUGGAGCUUGGUGAGGAAAGUCACCACAUGGUGGUCAACUUCAGUAAUAAUGAUAUUCAUGUGCAACCGGUCAGAAAAUCAGACAAACCGGAUCAUUUAAUUGACCUUUUUGGACAUGUGACUGGACUCUGUUUAUCAAGUGAUAAUAGAUAUUUAUUCUUAAACUAUCGUCCAUGGAUUGGUAAAGUGGACAGAAAUGACCCUUGGGCAACCCCUGACCUUUCACCCUCUAUUGAGGUCUUGGUUAUUGACUUGUUGACACUAAAGAAUGAGGGAGUGCGUUAUGUUGGUCACAAGGGAUACUCCCCCUCUACUAUGUGCUGCUUUGUAUUUCUGGAUGUUAGUCAGGAUUAUGUUGGAAGCGGCAGUGAGGAUGCCCGAGCGUACCUCUGGGACAAGCACUACAGAAACAACAUUGCAGUAUAUGAACAUUCUUGGGGUGUGGUGAAUGCUGUGGGAUUCAAUCCUGCCAACCAGGAGUACAUGGUGACUGUCAGCGAUGAUAACACCAUCAAGAUCUGGAGGUCAAGGUCAGAGGUCAAGAAGCUAGGCCCUCUCUUAGAUGGUAAUUCCACCACUCAAGUUGAAGCAGACAAAUGUGUGAGAAAGACAUGGAUGUGUGAAAAUGCUCAUGCAUCCCAGGAAACCUGAAUAAAUUGCUUUUCCAGGACUUUCUGUGAUCUUGUGAAUCAUUGGCAAAAAAAAAAAACAGAAUUAGAUAAACCAAUUAGUCUUUCCUGUUGAAUUAAUGAUGCAUGACAUUCUUUACUGUGACAAUUAAUAAUUAUUGCAUCAUGAGUUUGUAAGACAUGAUAUCCCACAUUAUGCCAAAUUAAAGGAUGAUUAAAAUG
This is a messenger RNA of Saccostrea echinata, 2210 nucleotides long. RefSeq names its product F-box/WD repeat-containing protein 5-like. Gene Ontology annotation, biological process: protein ubiquitination. The record is from RefSeq and is a predicted model, not a curated record. Gene Ontology annotation, molecular function: protein binding. NCBI's taxonomy places the organism in Eukaryota, Metazoa, Mollusca, Bivalvia, Ostreida, Ostreidae. Bases 49 to 2010 code for a protein of 653 amino acids. Gene Ontology annotation, cellular component: Cul4-RING E3 ubiquitin ligase complex; SCF ubiquitin ligase complex. The transcript is spliced from 8 exons.